This is a messenger RNA of Alosa sapidissima (American shad), 1047 nucleotides long. RefSeq names its product mediator of RNA polymerase II transcription subunit 15-like. The transcript has 11 exons. NCBI's taxonomy places the organism in Eukaryota, Metazoa, Chordata, Actinopteri, Clupeiformes, Clupeidae. The coding region runs from base 33 to 815 and encodes 260 amino acids. The record is from RefSeq and is a predicted model, not a curated record.
CUGACAGUAUCGAACCAGAGGUGAAAAGAAACAUGAUCUGUUUCCUGUGGAUCAUCUUCCCCUCCUUGGCCUCUAUGGCACAGGCAGGGGGAUCAGGAAGUGCAGAGGUUGCUAAGGCUGCUGGAGGGGUGAAUGGGGGUGUGGGCAAUGCCGCUGGUGGCAAUGGUGUUAAUCCAGUGAUCCUCAAUGGCAUUGUAAUGAAUGGACAACUUCCUCAGCUGGUACCAGUGGGUGCUUUACUCCUCCAGCAGCCAGGGGGUGCUGUGCCUAUGAACCAGGGGGCUAUGCCAAUGCUUCCUGGACAAGGUGCGCAGCCUGGGGUUACCUUCCCCCUGGCCUUCGCUCUGCCUCAGCAGCAGCUACCGCAGCAGCAACAGCUACAGCUACUGCUACAGCAACAGCUACAGCAGCAGUUACAGCAGCAGCAGCAGCAACAGCAGCAGCAACAACAGCCUGGACUGCCUCAGGGCCAGCAUCAGCCACAGGCAGCAGUGCCGGUGUUUGCAGUGUUGCCCCAAGCUAACGGCAUGGCAGGAAUGGGGGGGCUGCAGUUCCCUUGGAUGGCAGCUGGGCAGCAAGUACAGUUUUUGCCCCUGGGAGUGGCAAAUAAUCUCCAACAGGGGGCAGGUGGGGGCCAGGGCCAGGGGCAGGGGGCAGCGGCUAAAGCCCGAGUGAAGCAUUCCGUCACUGACAAUGAAGAGCCCCUGUCAACAACCUCUGAACCAGCAAUGGUGAUGAAAAAACCGACCAUCAGACCCAUGUCCCUGGCUGAAAGACUGAAGCUCUCCGUGACUCCCCAAAGAAAAAGUGCCUGAGGAGAACAUGUGAUCAGAGCGAGACCCAAGCUGAGAUGGAGAAGAGGUUUCAGAAAAAAAAAGAAGAUUGUCAGCAGAUCUUUAAAUACACUGUGUAAAAUAUUUAACCAGCUGUGACGGACUGUGUGGAUUCAUGUUGUCAAAUUCUUUUCAAUGAACAAAUAAAUCUGUUUAGCUCACAGAAAGCCUCUGAAGUUUUUUAAUUUACACCGUGUAAAAUAUGUAACCAGCU